Erythranthe guttata (spotted monkey flower) is the source of this 943-nucleotide messenger RNA. RefSeq lists its product as uncharacterized. Gene Ontology annotation, biological process: regulation of DNA-templated transcription. Lineage: Eukaryota; Viridiplantae; Streptophyta; Magnoliopsida; Lamiales; Phrymaceae. The record is from RefSeq and is a predicted model, not a curated record. Gene Ontology annotation, molecular function: DNA-binding transcription factor activity; DNA binding.
UAAUAUUUCUUUCUUGAAGAAAAAAUAAAAUAAAAAUCAAAUCUUUUUGCAAAAAAUGUUCAUUAGUACCACAACAAGUGAUCAUCAUCAAUACUCAAACUCAAUUGUGGAGUGCCCACCACCAUUGAGGCCGAUGAUCAUGGACACAAAUUCCAGAAAAUGGAACUUCACCACCAAAAUCGAGACGGCGCCAAACUGCCCUAGAUGCGCUUCCUCCAACACCAAAUUCUGUUACUACAACAACUACAGCCUCUCUCAGCCGCGCUACUUCUGCAAGGCCUGCCGCCGCUACUGGACCAAGGGCGGCUCCCUCCGUAACGUCCCCGUCGGCGGCGGCUGCCGCAAGACCCGCCGCUCCCGGUCCUCAUCCUCCUCCGCCGCCGCCGCCGCAGCCGGCGGCGGCGGCGGCAGCCACUCCGGCGGAGAAUCGGAGGGGUCCACCACGUGUAUCGAUCUGGCGGCGGUGUUCGCUAACUACGUGAACCAAAAUGCGGAGGACAACGACGAGUCGUUUAGCUUUAGCCCCGGGGGUAGCAGUGGCUCGUCGGAGAAUAAUGUUCAUCAGGUCAAUGGAGGAUGCUUGGAUUUGGUCAACGGUGGGGGGGAUGAUCAGGUGCAGCAGGUGGUUCCUGGAUUCUCCGUGCACCCGGGAAUCGACGGUCAGGAUUUCGUGUACCAGGAUUGUGGCGAUGCUUUUGAUCAGCUGCAGCAGGGUAUUCUCGGCAACCAUGAGCUAGCAGCAGAUCAUAUGUUAUGGUCAGAAGGUACAAAUGUACCGAGUUUUGGAUCACAAAAUCCAACGGCUGAGGUGCCAGAUUUCGGGCUAUUUACGCCUGAUGAUCAAUUUAGAAUCUCUGCAGAUAAUUGGGGCUCGUUUGAUUUGUCCACGUAUGAAAUCUUUUCAACGCCUUGAUUUUUUCAUCAGCUGGAGUUUUUUUUUUUU